This is a messenger RNA of Hippocampus comes (tiger tail seahorse), 4445 nucleotides long. It is a transcript of the gene unkl, whose product is annotated as unk like zinc finger. The transcript is spliced from 14 exons. Bases 82 to 2259 code for a protein of 725 amino acids. The record is from RefSeq and is a predicted model, not a curated record. Lineage: Eukaryota; Metazoa; Chordata; Actinopteri; Syngnathiformes; Syngnathidae. Gene Ontology annotation, molecular function: metal ion binding.
GCGCGCUUCGUCUGGGAUGUGCAUGCGCCGUCGUGGAGCAACAGAUCAACGCGCAUGCGCACUUGAUUGUUUUGACUGAAAAUGCCGUCCGUUUCGAAAACGGCGACCAAUGCGUCUCCUCAAACCGAGAAACCGACCCACUAUACCUACUUGAAGGAGUUCAGGACCGAGCAGUGUCCGUUGUUCCUGCAGCACAAGUGCACGCAGCACAGACCAUUUACGUGCUUCCACUGGCACUUUCUCACCCAGAGGCGGAGGAGACCCAUCCGCCGGAGGGACGGCACCUUCAACUAUAGCCCCGACGUCUACUGCACCAAAUACGACGAGACCACCGGCAUCUGCCCCGAUGGAGAUGACUGCCCUUAUCUACACCGGACCACCGGUGACACGGAGCGCAAGUACCACCUCCGCUAUUACAAGACGGGCACAUGCAUCCACGAGACAGAUGCCCGGGGGCACUGCAUGAAGAACGGCCUCCACUGCGCGUUUGCCCAUGGCCCUCAUGAUCUCAGACCCCCCGUCUAUGAUAUCAGAGAGAUCCAAGCACAAGAGGUGCUCCAGAAUGGACAGCUGGGCCCCGGCGAAAGUAUUCCCGACCUGCAGCCCGGCGUGUUAGCCAGCCAAGCCAUGAUCGAGAAAACCCUGAUGGAGGACCCCAGGUGGCAAGACACCAACUUUGUUUUAGCAAACUACAAAACGGAGCAGUGCACAAAGCCACCCAGAUUGUGCAGACAGGGCUACGCUUGUCCGCACUACCACAACAGUCGAGACCGCAGGCGCAAUCCACGCAAAUACAAGUACAGGUCGACUCCGUGCCCCAGCGUGAAACACGGCGACGAGUGGGGCGAGCCCUCCAAGUGCGAAAGCGCCGACGCUUGCCAAUAUUGUCACUCACGCACGGAGCAGCAGUUUCACCCAGAGAUCUACAAAUCCACCAAGUGCAACGACAUGCGGCAAACCGGCUACUGUCCCCGAGGGCCGUUUUGUGCCUUUGCACACGUCGAAAGAAUCCCCUCCACCGAGGAUACCAUGAGCUCAUUGCUAACGGCCAUACAUUCCAGCUCGCAUUCCCAGCCAGGCCCUCAGCAGUAUUCCGAGUGUCCGGUCGCAGAGUGGACGACGGCUGGCGGUUCCAGCACCAGCAACGGACAAGUGGCGAGUACCCAAAACAGCGUCUUCUGCGCAGUGAACCCCCUGGCGUCCAGCUUCACCUCCAGCAUAACGUCCAGUUUGGCUUCCAGCAUCGGCUCGGACAGCUCCUCCCCGACCACCUUGUCCACCAUGAACGCAAAAGCCACUCCCUUUUAUCCCGGGAGCAACACGGUGGAGUCGGUCAUAGGAUCUGCUCUGGACAUCAACUUUAGUGACAUUAACGUUGCGUCGCUUGAUAAGGAGCUAGAAGAACAAGACAACAGUGUUGGACUGGAAGGUCACAGAAUGUUCAGCGGCUCGGCCCCGGUCAACAUUCCCGGCUCGCUGGCGCGCUCGUCCUCCUUCAACUCGUCUUCGUCGCUGUCCACGUCGCCACUGAGCUCACUGUCGCAGUCGCACUCCCUGCUGUCCGGCGCGGUGUCGCAUCACAACCACACCGCUAACAUGUUGGCCAAGCAGGAACACGGCCUGCUGGGAACGCCCUCGUCUUCUUCCCAGAACUCUUUAGGCUUGAACGGCGCUAGCAGCAUUUGGGACUUUGUGAGCGGCAGCUUUUCCCCGAGUCCGUCCCCGGUCUUCAGCAGCCUGACGUCCGCGGCAAGCGGCGGCGACGUUUCACGUCUCUUUCGGGAACUGGAUGAGGCCAAGAGGAAGAUCAAACAAUGGGAGGAGGCCUGGCAUCAGGUCAAACAGGCAUGCGAAGCCUGCCAGAAAGACGCCCACGAAGCCAAGGAACAAGCCAAGGCGGCGGAGUCGGAACGGCAGCUGGCUGAGCAGAAACGAGACGAGACGGAGCGCAAGCUGAAGGACCUUCGGGGCGACUUUGACGCUCUGUGCCGGGCACCCGGAACGCCGCUCCUGCGCAGCUACGGCGAGCUGGAACAGCUCUCCCUGUCCAAGCUGCACUCGCUCAAGAACCAGCUGCGCAACGACCUCGACCUUAUAGACGGGGUCAUAUAUCGGCUUCAGUCAAAGAAAUGCGUAGUUUGCCAAAAGCACGACCGAUGCGUUGUGCUGCAGCCAUGCCAACAUUACGCUCUAUGCGAGAGCUGCGCGGCCAGCAAAGCCGAAUGUCCCUACUGUCGAACAAAAAUACUCAAGUGGUGAUGUACGCUCACGCACGAGAGGUACUAUGUCAAACGACUACGAAUAGAUAUCAAAUUUUGUAUAUUUCAUACAACACUUAAAAGGUCGAACGAAAUGAUGCUAGACUCGUACAAAUGUGUCGAACGGCGAAUCUCGUACGGGGAUUGGGAUGUUUAGGUUUUGCUCAUUUUACGUGGCCAACAGCUUCAGUUACCAAAAAAAUAGUCAAUUUGGCUACGACAACUAAACUCUACAAAAAACAGGUGCUUUCUCAAUAAGUUCGGAUAUCAUGGAAAACGUCAUUCAUUCAAAGUCAAACUCAAUUGAAAUAUCUUAACGAUUUAAAUUUUUGCAAUUUUGAUGAUGUGUCAGGAAAUUAGAAUAUGAUAAAAAAAUGAACAAGCGAAAUGAUUUUUUGGGGGGAUUGGCUUUCUGGAAACUGCAAGAUUCCGAUACAUUGAAAUGCAAUUUCACUUCAAAUGGCCUGUUUGAGUUUCUCAACAAAUCUAAAGUGAGUUUUUUCUUCCCCCCCGACAGAAUUGAAUGUGUCCUGAAUCUUCGCCAUCAUUUUCAAAUGCACUUAAGUCAACAUUCCCUAAAUAUUUCUUAAAGACACCGAGGAGGAGAUCCCAUGAAACGUAUUUUGCAUUCAAGACGAUCAUAUUUUCUUGACUGUCACGAUCAAAAAAAAUAAAAAUCCAUCCCAGCGCAUGGGAAGGCCAAAUGACUGAGGUGAUGUCACGCUUAAAAUGAGCAACUUCAAAUUCGACAUCCACUUUUCCUUGCGUCUUCAAUUGUCAAAAAUUCCCUUGUGUUUUGGGAGAGCAAUUGAAAUUCAACACUAUGCAGAUUGAAUCUUUGAUGUAAACAAAACAACAACAAAACAAACAAAAAAAACACUAUUUGUACUGCAAAGUUGUCAAGUGUUUUUCGGGUAUUGGCGCUGAAUGUUCCUUUUUACGUAAAAAAAACAAACAAAACAAAAACAAAUAGUUGAUAUAAAUGCAGCCAGCUAAGCAAUUAUUCUGACCAAUUUCCCGAAGAUUUCUUAAUUGAAGCACUUUGUCGACGUGGGACUAUUAAGAGGGUAUCUAGACAUUUUGUUGAAGCUGCUUUGUCGGGAUUCCUUCUUUUUUUUUAACUAGUCAUACUUUUUAUAAGUAUACCUAUAAAUAUAUAUAUAUAAAGAGAGAGAUAAUGCGCUUUUUUGGUGUGUACUGUGAAACAUAAAUGGACCAUUUCAUGUUUCCUGUUGUUUAAAUCAUAGCAUGAUUCUGCAUAUUAAUUAAGAUUGAAUAGGAAACUUCAAGUAUUUCAUUGUUUCUACUUUCAUAGUUCGAUUUAUAAAAUAAACGAGAGAGAAAAAAAACAAUUGCAAACUUAUGAUGCAUUUUAGGCCGAACCAGCAGCUGUAAAAUGCGUCACACGCUAUAUACACAUGGUUCAAAUCAGUUACUUUUGUUUUUUUUUGUGAACAUUUAUAAGGAGGAGCAUGUAUUGUCUUUUUGUGUGAAUGUGUGUGUAUGUGUAGGAAACUAGCCUCUAGAACAUAUCGGCCUCCAGCUCUCAAGUGCCUUAAGCUCAAAUUGUAGACGCGGAAAAGCUCCUUUUUGGUGAAAUGUGUUUAAACCUGACCAUACUUAUAUCCGGCCUAAUUUAAUUCCUCUUAUUUUUUUUCAUCUUAUUUUAUUCUAUUCUAUUUUGAUGGAACAUCACCAGCGCCUGCGAUCUUUGCCGUUGGCCGCAGUGCUCUUCCCGUGCAGCUUUGCUCUUUUGAGAUUAGCUCUUUUCUUUCCUGGCCGUAUGCAAAAUAAAGGGCACCUUGUAUUUGUACCGAAAAAAAGCUCUUGGGACAAUUUCCGUGAUGAACGUAAUUGAGUCCGUCUAAAAAAUGACCUUCUACUGUGUUCAUGAAUCGCUCUCGCUUUAAAAAAAAAACAAAAACAAAAAAAAAACAUAGGAAGUGUGUCUCCAGGUGCAAACGAUUUAGCUACUUGUUCACUAAAGCUACAUGUUCAUUUCCAUUCCCCGAUGGGACAGGAAAGCAGCGCCGCGGAAAAAAAAGUGCAUUUUUAUCAGCUGUUUGCUGAGUUAAAGAAGCGGGCCAUAGUCAAUAUGCACCAGCUGAAGCGGGGUACACACACAACGAUUUUAACAUCUUAACCUUUUAUUUUAUUUUUUUUCAUGGGCCCACACAUGGCGAGGGU